Messenger RNA from Sphaeroforma arctica JP610, 1769 nucleotides. RefSeq lists its product as hypothetical. NCBI's taxonomy places the organism in Eukaryota, Ichthyosporea, Ichthyophonida. The record is from RefSeq and is a predicted model, not a curated record. The transcript is spliced from 2 exons. The coding region runs from base 8 to 1495 and encodes 495 amino acids.
CAGUGCCAUGCAGACCAUUGAUCUACCAGAUCAUAGUGCACCAAUUAUAGUCUCCGGUUGGGGCCAGUUGAACACCGAAUUGGUCGCUGAUAUUGAGAGCGCAAGGCAAAGCGAAGGAGAAAACUGGAGAGAGGGCGCGCAAUUGCGACUAAUGGUGACAAUCUAUCCCUGCGACGACAGCUACCCGGCGCAAGUCUUUUACAGCAAAUUGUUGAUCACCGAGGCUUGGGACUGGUUCCGAUUUGAACCUCUGAAUAUCAUACCCAGUGUGACCCUGAGUCAUCUCACUGUGGGGUGUGUGCUCCGUAAUGCACCCACAAAUACAAUCGGGUUCUGUGACGAUAUAUCCGUUACUCAGGGCGAGCACGUAGAUCUUGACGAGUCACAAUGUGUUGUACCGGAGACGAAGAUUACAGAAGUCACAUCCAUUACUGAUGUACUCGAUAACAACGGCAUUCCGUCCGAGGCGUUGGAAGACAGCUGGACUAGUGAUACGGUAGACAACACACAGGAAGAGAAUAUAGACGUGGUGAAUGAUAGUGCAGAUGACGUUGAUGAAGAAUAUACUUUAGAUCAAGUUGUAACUCUACGUGAUGAACAAACAGAGUAUGCAAGCUGUGAUUUUCUGAACCGGACAAUAACCAUGACCAGCUCUUCAAGUAUAACGACGGCUACAACAGAAAAGACCACUGAGGUAACAACGACAGUAUCAGGUACACCUAGUGUUAUUACCGGCAGUGAGGAGUGGACCACCACUGCGGCAUAUGCCACCACCACUGAAACUGCGACCGUAUCGGCGACAGAUGCAGGAAACACAAUAAGCGAUUCCACUGACGACACUAGCACAUCCGUGAUCGAAGCGAUUGAUUCAGUAGAAAGUGACACCCAGCUUUACGUGGAUUCUGCUUUAUCUGAGGGUUCGAUUAAGGCGACAGCUACGAGCGAGGCAUCUGCGUGCACGUGUGGAUGGUGGAGCGAGUGGACAGCUGAUUGCCAGAUUACGGAAGAAAAGAUAAAUCCUGAUGGAAGUGCAUGUGGUAGCGGUAUCAUUACACGGCAUAAGGUAUGCAAUGAACUGUGCCAAGCGCCUAAGGUGAUUAGCUACAGAAAGUGUUCGGUAGUAUGCCAUCCCAUGGCCGAAUUGGUAGUCACCGACAACGGCGAAGUUUCUUCGGACGAUACGUCAUCCGCCACUAGUAUAGCGCUCAUAGUGAGUAUUGUCUCUGGUGUGUUAUUUAUUAUCCUGGUUGCGAUGACCAGUACUCAUUUGUGGCGCUCGCGGCGUCGUCGAAGACAAAGGGAAGCUUUGGCGAAAGAGAAGGAGGCCAACCUCCGAAGGUCACAGCCGUUGCCUGCCGUACCCAUUAAAGGACCUAUCAUGAUGGCGGGUGUGCUGGUGACUGUGGAGGAGGCGAGCGAAGAAGAAGACAACUCAACCGACAACUACAGUAUUGAUAUGGAUGAGGAGAACGAGGAGAACAAUUCAAAAUUAUAGUGGACCCAUCUGGCGCAAAGAAGAAAAAAGUUCGCGCGAACACUACGCGUGUGAAUCAAAUAUUAGUAGUUAAACAACAACAUAAUUUAGUUGAAGCAUACCUUUUACAACGAACGACAACAACACCAGAAACGAACGUUAAGUGACUGAAUAUGUCUAUGCUCAAGUCAGUGCAGUAUCAUUGAUCUGAGCCUAGACAUGUCCAUGUUUGACAUCUUCCGACCGGUAUGUAAAUCACGGAAUAUCUUUUGAAAAUAAAUAACUUGACAACAAA